This is a messenger RNA of Meloidogyne enterolobii, 984 nucleotides long. The record is from the annotation of a GenBank genome assembly. Lineage: Eukaryota; Metazoa; Nematoda; Chromadorea; Rhabditida; Meloidogynidae.
AUGCUUCAACAACAAAAACAACAACAAAAACAUUUACACAACAUUUUCCCGAACAAACAUUGUUUACAACAUUUUCUUAAACAAACACAUUUAAUUAUUAAAACAUUGUUUGUUUCACAAUUAAACAACAUUAAUAACAACAAAAUUAAUAAGCCUAUUAUCUCCUCCCUAUUAUUAUUUUCUUUAAUUACAGACAGAUUAUUUUUAUUAUUUUAUAUUAUUUUUGUCUUCUCAAUAACUAACACAUUAUCUGAAACCCCCCUCAGAGCCCCCACCCUUUUUUUCCACCGUCGCAACGAAGAACGCGACAUGGGAGGUGGUGGAGGUUCUUCCUCUAGAAGUAGUGGAACAGGGCACGCAACAGCAGCACUUUUAUUAGCAGCAGCUCAUCAAACACAGAGGCAUAACCGAUGCUAUUCUUGUAUGUCCGCCGUCUAUGAACAAUUAUUCAAAGAAGGCGAUCUAGGAAAUUUCUUUUUUGAACCACGCAAUUUUACUGCACAAUGUGAUGAACAACCAAUGAAUAUACAUGGAAUUGGAUUAGUUCCAUGUCGAGGAAUUUGUCUUUCGUUAGCACAAGAAUUUGUUAUUAUGGGAAGGAAAACAGGCAAACGUUUAUGGAUGAGGGGAUGUGCCCAUUCAUUAUCAAGGCAUGGAUAUAUUAACAGAACAAUAGCUUUCUUUGCUGAAUUUGAUAUGUGCCGAGAAGUUUUGGCUUCUGAAUUAUUUCGGCUUUCUUCAAAUAAUAAAAUUGGUGGAAGGUCUGUUGAACAUUUUCAUGGAGGUGUUGGAUCUUCUUCUUCGGUUGGUGGUGGUAGUGGUGCUGGCGGGCUUAUGGAUUCUCAACCAAUUUUGGCCUGCAGCUGUCUAGGCGACCGAUGCAACACCCAAACAUCAGGUUCCAUGCCCAUCAAAUCAAUUCACAACAAAAUUCUGCUUGCAACAAUAUUAUUAUUUUUAUUAAUUAAUCUGUUAAAAAAUUAA